AUGAUUCCACAGUUACCCUUCGUUGCCUUACUUUGUUUACAAGUCGUUGCAGGCGAGAUUUUGACCAUCAGGCUCGACAAUGGAAUGGUCCUCCAGGAGAAUAUGGAUGACGAGGGUUCAACAUGGUUCGGAAGAGUACCCAUUAACAGGGCCACUUUCCACUAUACCGUUGACGAUUGCGAACGGCUCGCCCAGGAUGUCUACGCUGGCUUGCGAAGAGCACUAGACAGCAACAUCAAUGACAAGAAUAGUCCAAAUGCUAUCCGAAUGUUCGGCAAAUUUGGCAAGCCCAAAGAACAAUUGUGGCUCACUUUCGAGACAGAUAGCGAACAUGGCCUGGCAACAAUCGCAGAUACAGGCGUAAGACGGUCUGAGGGCUAUCCAGUUGGAUCUGUUGUCGGAUCUGCAAAGGCAGUUCGUCAGGGGAACAUCAUACCCGACGAAGCCAAACCACGAGAUGCUUGUAAAGUGGAUGAUGUUCUAACUGGAUUUGCUGACGGCAAAAAUAGCCGCGCCUGUCAAGCGGUAGCCACCAGUCUUGGAGUCCAGUUCAAAGAUGGUCUCCCCGCAAGACCCCCACACCGCAACCCAAUUGGUAACGAUGUUAUAUCCGAUAAUGACCUUGCAAACUGCUUCCAGGAGAAACGCUCCGACAGCGGGAGCGCCAGAAAAGAGUGCGCUCUAGUCAAGCCCUCCAGCGCUGCUCCUUCCAAGCCUGCCACCGCUUCUAAAGCGUCCUCCAUCCCGGCAAAUCCAGCAUUAUCGACCUCCAAGGUUGCUCUUCAGCCCAGUUCUGCGUCUCUCCAGCCUAGUGUUUCCAUCCCCAGUCGCCCCAAGGCUGCGUCGUCAGUGCCUCCCAAGGCUGCUUCUAGCAAGGCUGCUCUCCCCAGCUCCUCUGCAGUCAAGAUUGUCCCUUCAAAGCAAGCACCUACAAAGGCAGUAUCCACCAACGCUGCUCUUCCGGCUCUUUCAUCCAAGGUUGCACCCCCAUCAAAGGCCGUGUCUAAGAGAGUCCCUGCGUCACAAGCUGCCCCAGCGAAACCUGUGAGCCCAGCGGCACCGGCGAAGCCCGUGACACCUGCAGCGCCACCUGUAAAGUCUGUUCCUACGAGCUUUAAGACAUCUGUGAAGCCUUCAUCUGCUGUCAAGGUGUCUCCGACAAAGAUUCCGGCGCCAAAGCCGGCUCCGGCUCCGACUGCCCCCAAGAGCAAACCCGCGCCGGCUAAGCCUCCCAAGAAGGGUGGGAAAUAG
Messenger RNA from [Torrubiella] hemipterigena, 1251 nucleotides. The record is from the annotation of a GenBank genome assembly. Lineage: Eukaryota; Fungi; Ascomycota; Sordariomycetes; Hypocreales; Clavicipitaceae.